Penaeus monodon (black tiger shrimp) is the source of this 3546-nucleotide messenger RNA. Its product is annotated as nibrin-like. NCBI's taxonomy places the organism in Eukaryota, Metazoa, Arthropoda, Malacostraca, Decapoda, Penaeidae. The record is from RefSeq and is a predicted model, not a curated record. Gene Ontology annotation, cellular component: Mre11 complex. Gene Ontology annotation, biological process: mitotic G2 DNA damage checkpoint signaling; double-strand break repair via homologous recombination. Gene Ontology annotation, molecular function: damaged DNA binding; protein binding.
GACAGAUCCACUAUCUACCGUGCGGGCCUACCCUAAUGGUGAGCAGGCGAGAGGGCCAUAUUCUUCUCAGAGAUGACAACUCCAUUAGUCGCCAGCAUGCUUCCAUCACUGUGACGCAUUCUAUGUCGGACUUGAAAAAUAUCACAGCACUCCCAAAGGUGAAACUUAAUGACCUAGGGUCUAAGUAUGGGACCUUUAUCAACGAGGGUAUCGAAAAAAGCCGCAAACUAGCAGAUAAAAGCACAACAGAGCUGAAGGAUGGUGACAGAAUAAGGUUUGGGAUGCUCACGAACAUAUGGCGGCUGGGCUACAAGCCGCUGGUGGUUACAGCAUCCACCUUGAAACCAGAGCACAAGAAGACCCUGGCAGAUGACUUGUUGAAGCUUGGGGGUCACUUGGUCAGUGAGUGGAACUCGGCGUGUUCGUACCUUGUUAUGAACAACAUCACACUCACAGUCAAGGUUGUGUGCGCCCUGGCAGGAGCCCGGCCCAUAGUAACCCCAGAGUUUUUCACCAAGUGGGCAGAAGCUGUAGUGAAGAAGGAGCCUCUCCCCAAUGCCAGUGACUUCUUGCCCCCAUUACAGGAAUUGAGCCUAGACAAAUCUAAAGUCGACUUUUCCCCGCUGGAGGCAAGGAAAAGUGUGCUGCAGGGUCGGACACUUCUGUUUUCCUCAGCCAAGCAGAUCAGUCGGAUGGGCCCGGCAGUUGAGCUGGCAGGAGGCAAAGCUGAGGACCUGACAGCGGAAAACUUUUCACAUAUAACCAGGGACAAUUACCUUGUGAUCCAGCAACCCCCUGACAAGAACCAGAUGUCACAGAGUAACAGCCUUCUCACUCAAGCAAGAAAGACGCUUAAAGAGAAGGGUCUGCGUGUGAUACCAGAGUCGGAUAUUGGUCUGGCAAUUCUCUACAUGAACACAGAGGGCCACUGCAAUCCAGCCUUUAAGGUUAAUAACAUCCUGCGACAGCAUGGAUCCACAUCGCAGAUGACAGAGGGACUCCAAAUAUAUGCCACAGAAACCCAAAACUCUGAGAUGUCCUUGUCGUUGACUGGAACCCGAGUCAUUCCUGAGACAGGCGAGUCAUCAAAGAAAACCCCCAGUUCUUCUACCCGAGGAGCAGGAGGAGCUGCCCCUCCUUCUUUCCCCCCCUCGGCAAAUAGCACCUCCAUGGCCUCACCCAAAGACAUGGACGUCACUCAUAACAACACGGAGAACAAGGAGAACCUGGCUAAUAAUCAGAGGAAGAGGCCCAGAACAGGCAGUGUGGAUGCUGUGUCUCCACCCACCAAGCUUCCGAAUAGGUCACAGGUCGCAAACGUGCAGCCGCCUUCCGAGCCACCUGAACCAACACAGCCAAUGGAAGAACAGGAAGACAGUCAGGAAUCUGAAAUGGCCUUGUCGAGGUUUGAUCCCAAGCACCAUAGCACGCAAAGAGAAACCCCUACCUCAACAGUUGCAGCACCCAGCACCGUGCAGAAGAUGGAGAGUCGAGCAGGAAAUAGCACAGUGCCUGCUAGUUCAGCGCAGUCAGUUGAACCUACAGCUGAGCGAUCAAUCCCAUUUGAGCCAUACACGCUUCCCAGCCUAAAAACAGAAGCCCUCAACCAGGAGGAAGUGCACACUCAGCCUUUCCACCCCAUUAAAGAGGAGCCUGCAAGUUGCCCUGUUGAGGAGGAGAAUGACAUCAUUCUGGAUGAGACAGAUUACCGAAGGGAAAAGAGGCCAGUCGAUGAAAUUGAUUUAACCGAUGAAAAUGAAACACAUGUCUGGCAAAGUGCAAAGCGAACAAAAGUAGCAGAGCCCAUUGGCAAAAGGCCAGUAAAGAGAGAAAGAAGCCCACCGGACACAAGCGAACCUCAAACACGGAAGGCCAUGAAGCAGGAGCCAGAGCCUGAUGAAGAUCUCUUCGCACUCCCAGGUGGAAGUGCAAGAAUCAGGCGCAGAGCUGAUACAACGAAGGCCCCAACAGGAAGCCAGGUCACAGCCGUCAGCAAGAUUGAGAGCACAGAUGCUGAUGAGGACCCGUUCGCACUACCCACUUCGUCCAGGGCUCAGCGGAGGAGACAGCAGCAGGAGGUGGUGUUGAAAGUUGAGGAGAGGCAGCUGGAGUCGUCUGCACCUGCCGAACAUGCACAGACUAAUGGCAUUCCUUCUAACUCACUGAAGAGCACCACGUCUGUGAUAACAAGCAGCCAGGGAAAUUUUCUCUCUAAGACUAAUAGCAAUGUGAAACAGGAACCAGGCCAAGGUCCAUCUAACUCUGUAGCGGACCUGUCUGCAGAGGUUGAGAGGUCAUUGCUCAUCGUUGAAGUGACGAGCCUAGUCAAGCGAAACGCCUUUAACAACACAACCAAUCUCCAGAACACUACAGUAUCUGGAAUGCCAAAUUUCAAACGGUUUAAAAAGAGUGUCAGCGAGGUUAUGGUCUUGCCGAGAAUCAUCGGCGGACGAGACCUUGUUCCACACGACCAGCCCGAGAACAGUCAUCGUGAGGAGUGGCUGAGACAGCAGGAAGAGACUGUACGUAGGCAUGAAGACCGAAAUGUAAUAAAUGAGGAGGAUGAGGAACUCUUUGCCCUCCCUACUAACCCAUGGAGCCGGAUUAGAACGAGGAGAUAGGCAGUGACUGAGGAGGCUUUAGGGUUUAAGCAACAGGGAAUUACAGUAAAUUCUGUUUUUGUUUUGUCUUUUUCCUCCCUUAUAAAAAUGUUGUAUGUUUUUUUUUCUUAUUAGGUCUUACAGAUUAUUUUCUUUUUUCUUUCACUGUUUUUUCUUUUGUUUUACCCUUCCUUCCCUCGGAAAAGAAUUUACCCAUCGUUUCCCAACUGGCCAGUGAUGAAGUUCUGUCUUGUUGAAAGUAUUUACAAGAAUUUAUAGUUGCUAACAUCCCAGAUAAUGAGAAAGCACAAAGGAAGAUUAUUCAUAUACACCAUAGCUGCUAUAAAAUUUUCUUACAUGUGCGGGGGAAAAAGGGGAAGAAAAAAAUAAAAUUUUUUGUUUAUAUCAUAAUGCAUAACUUUCAUUCAGAAAUUUCAGCUUAGUUUCAUCAUGAGUAGUUGUUUUUACAUUCUUUAUGUUUCUUCAGCUGAAAAACCCAAAUUUCUUUCCAUCAUCAUUUUCAUACACAUAUAUAUUUAGUUUCUUUUUUUCUUUUGCUCUUUGUUUUUCACUCUCCUUUCUCUUCUCAUCAAGAUUGUUAUUCUUGCUAUUUUCACGGAAUGGUAGAAAUUGCUGAAUUCCUUCAUGCAUUUAGUUCAUCAACUUGUGCUGUAUCAAAUUCAGAUGUUUUUGUUAUAUAUUUACAAAGAGUAUAGCUUUUUUGUAUGAUUUAGUGAACCUGAAUGUUGCUCUGCCUUGUUCCAUUACUGAAAGGUGAUAUAUAAUUUUUGUUUACUCAUUAUCAAUUUAUCAGAUUUUAUAUUAGGUGUUCCAUAUUGCAUAUGGUGUUAAGCAAAAAUUUUAUGUAAUUAAAAGCUGUAAUACAUUACAAUAUGUAUCACUGUAAUGUCUAUGGAAUAUUAUCAGAAUAAACAGUGUCGUAAUA